Messenger RNA from Bombyx mandarina (wild silkworm), 2983 nucleotides. RefSeq lists its product as uncharacterized. The record is from RefSeq and is a predicted model, not a curated record. Gene Ontology annotation, molecular function: nucleic acid binding. Lineage: Eukaryota; Metazoa; Arthropoda; Insecta; Lepidoptera; Bombycidae.
CAAAAUAAAAGGUAGACCGUAGAAGAAAAAGAAAAAAAAACCUGGAAAUUAGACAACAUGUCGGACAACGAAGACUGGUUAGAUGAUGACUUCGGAGGUGAAAGCCUGACCGACUUCAAUCCUGGAAAUGAGGAGGAGGAUUUGCUCUUAGCUGAUGAUUAUGAAAGUGGUCCUCAAAAUGUGCCAACUUCAAUCAGACCAUACAAUGAACGGGAAAUACUUAUUCAAUCAGGCGACUAUUCUACGCAUCCCAUAGAGGAUAACCAGCCCUUGGUGUACCAGCCAGCUGUUGAACCAGAAUGUGUUGUUCCAAACAUAACAGUUGAGGUACCAAACCAGCCUACAGAUCAUGGACAUUGCACAUAUGCUCCAUAUGAGCCUGCAUAUGACCCAGAAAGAACAGUUCCUCGAGCUAUUCCUGCUGGACCAGUUGAGUCGCCACAGAUUGUACCUUCUGAAAUCAAUCAACCAAUUGCAAACGUAGAGAUGGGUCGCCAGAGAUUCAUUGCAGAACGUAGCCCCGCACAGAGGAUGCCUCAAGUCAGAGAUAUACCGGACACAUUAGAUAAAGUGGUGAUACCCCGCAGUUCGUUCCGCGGCAGGCCGUGGAUUCGAUCCCAGUACACCAGGCACUCGCAUCCUUACCGGACCAAUUAUGUACAUCGGGCUAAAUUUAAUCAACGCGUGUCCUUCCCGCCGCCUCAAGUUCGUCCAAACGCCUCACAAAUUCGAGUAGAGAACCGGCCUCCAAUCCAACCAGUGAUUCGCCCACCAACCCAACCAGACUUUCGACCACCCGUUCAAUCGGAGAUAGGUCCUCCUAUCCGAACGGAGGUCCGCCCACCCAUCCAACCGGAUAUCCGUUCGACCGUUCCACCUGGAAUCGGACCACCUAAUCAACCGGACGUUGGACCACCGACGCAACUGGACGCGCGUCCUAUUCAAACGGAGAUCCGGCCGCUGGUCCGGCCCGACAUGCCGCCGGAUAUCCGUAUCGUCCGACCGGAGAUGAGGCCCAUGCGCCCGGAAGAGUUGCCUCCUCCCAUGCUGGCACCAGAGAUAUCCCCGGAAAGAGCACCACAUCCGGAGUUCAGAAUGAAUCCCCCGAGGUUCUUCAGGCCGAGCAUGGAGGGACAGUUUGGUCCGGGCAGACCACACUUCGAGCCUCGCGGGCUCCAACACUACAGGUCGGCGCGCGCUCCCCCGCGGCAGGAGGUGCGCAUGCUACCCGUGCUGCCGCCGCUCGCCGGCAAGAAGGUGCUCAUCAACCCGCACUUCAAGGGAAACUUUCAGCCGCCGCUCGAAGGGUUCCCGGCGUACAUACCGACUAGGAUACAAAAAUCGCCUCCCCGAAGUCCGCCGCCGUAUCAAACCGGUCCGAUAAAGGACAUUGACGAGGCGGCGGAGAGGUUCAUAGCCGAGCAAAGGGACGCACUGGCGCGGGCCGCCGGCAGGAAGGCCAGGCGCUCGCCGCAGAGGUACAUCGAGAAUACUACCAUAGAGAUCGAGAAUGAGCUAGCGCAGAAUCCGGGGUGGGGCGGCGGCAGGGGGAGGGCGGGGGAGGACGAGGAGUUGCUGAGGAGGCAGGAGGAAUUCAUCAAUGCCAACAGAGCUGGCCUGAGGAGACGGAUGAGGUCUCCGUCCCCUCCACGCCGGCCCCCCUCUCCGCGGCGCAGCCCCCCGCGGCGGCCCAGGGACAACGACGAGGAGUCGGAGUACAAGCGCCGGGUUCGCGAGCAGGAGACCCUGAGGGAGAGGGUGCUCCGCGCCAAGGAGCUGAGGAGGAGGAGGAACGCGGCACUCAGUCGUCAGCCGCCGCAGAGCAAGGAAGAUGCAGAUAGCAGAGACAAAGAGACGACCCCUCCAAAAUCUGAAGAACCCCUCAAACCGGUCCCCCGGGUGGACCAGCCGACCAGCUCAGAGGAAAUCAAACCGGACACCACCAAGAAGUCUCCAGAGAGGAAAACCGAGCUUGUAAAAAGAGCACCACCUCCGGCUGCGAAGGAACGGACCCCGCCCAGAGACGACGGCGCUGAGGUCAACUCUACCUGCGAGACAUUGACCCCCCCUCCUCCGGGCGGGUCCCCCUCCCCGCCCCCCGCCACGCCCCCGCUGCCGCCGCUGCGCACCGACACGGACGACGAGCUCGACCUCAUCCUCGAGGACAUCGACGAGAUCCUCAGCGACGACGACGACACCGGACGGUUCAAGGCCAAAUCGCAGCCAGAACCGGAGCCCAGCAAGAACCAGCUCGACCUCCGCUCCAAGCUGGCGCCGCGGAGCACCCUCACCCUCGCCGAGAGGAAGCAGGAGCGGCAGAAGAUCAUCUACAACGACGGCAGGGGCGACAAGAAAAACGACAAGUCGCCGCCCGCCAAGCCGCUGGUCUCGUCCACCAGGAGCGAGCCCGCUGACGUCGUGCCCAGGAAGAUCGUUAAGGUGGCGCAGGCGGCGGAGGGCGCGGCCCCGCGGAACCGCCGGAGGAUCGUUUUUGACACUAAAGAGCAAGAGAACCGCGACGACGACAAGAGAACGUUCUCGAACCGCCGCGUCAUCCUGCAGCGGAAGGACAAGCCUCGCAUUGAGAUAAACAAGGAGGGGCUGGGGAUGCUGAGCCGGGCGCUGCGCCGCGACCCCCCCGACCCCCCGCCGCCCGCCCCCCACGCCGCCACCGUCUCCAACCUGCCCUUCGGCAUCACCGACACCAGGAUCCGGACCCUCGCCGGCCCUCAGCUGCAGACGUUGGUACUGGAUAAGGAAGAGCGCACAGCGAAGAUAACGUUCAAGACCAAAGAAGCCGCGGAGAUGUUUAAAAGGAAAUUUAACAACAAAAUGGUGGCGGCCAGCCGGCUCACCGUCGCACUGCUAGAGUGACGCGCGACCGUCCAGACCAGCGGUCGGGGAACUUUUCUAAUUAUUACCCCAAAAUACUUUUGUGUAAGUUGAUAUUGGUAGGCAUGGUAGGCAGCGGCUUGGCUUUGCU